Messenger RNA from Symbiodinium natans, 1614 nucleotides. Lineage: Eukaryota; Dinophyceae; Suessiales; Symbiodiniaceae. The record is from the annotation of a GenBank genome assembly.
AUGCCAGAUGAGGGCCUCCAGGGUGUCUCGCUUGCCGUGGCAUUGAGUGGCCUAGGGCAGCACUGGAGGCAUCUCUCCGAGACCAAGGUGCGCACAGUGUCGACAGAUUAUUAUGACAAUUUCUUGAGCCACGCCUGGUUGAGCUCUGGAUGGCUGAAGUAUCUGUCGCUGCUUAUCCUUUUCAACGCAGAGGCCGCCAUGGUGUCUACGAUCCUGAUGUCCGUUCUGAUUGGUGUGCUUCGCAUGAUGGCCAUCCUGCCGAACAUGGUCUGGACGCAGCUUCCGUGCUAUGUAUUCUAUUUUGUGAUGCUCGCUUUUUGGCAGCCGAUACGUGGUAUUUUCAGAUCGCCUCGCGUCGUCUUCCUUGACCGUCUCUGCAUCCCGCAAGAUGACGAGGAGAAGAAAGCCGCAGGUAUCCGCGGGCUUGCUGGUUACUUGGAUCGAACACGCACCUUGACCGUCUUGUGGUCGAAUGACUACUUUGGCCGACUCUGGUGCGUGUUUGAGCUGGCCACUUUUCUCCGGAAUCGGUGCAACCGGACGAUCCAGCUCCUGCCAGUGGAGAUGUCCAUGCUCGCCUUUCUGAUAGGUCUCUGCUACAGCAUGGUAAACCUGGCCCACCGGGUCAUCAACGAGGCACGCAACAUCACCGGCCCUGAUUAUGAUGGUAGAAUCGAAACAGCCCCCUGGCUGGCCACCUUGAGAGCCACUGGUUGGGUGGCAGUGAUUGGUAGCCCUUUGGUUCCGUUCUACAUCUAUCUCGGCUUGGACUUCACGAUGAAACUUCGCCUCCUGCCCACGCAGCUGCACACUUUCGAUGCUCGAAAGGCUAGCUGCUACUGCUGCACGGUGGACCAUACGGACCCUGUGAGCAAGGCUGCCAUCUUCUGCGACCGACAGCUGAUCCUGGAAAAGCUGACGGAGUGGUAUGGCUGGUAUGGAGACCCCGAAGACUGCGAAGACACGGAUAAGGGGGUCGAUAUAGCGAUUGAGCAGUUCAACCACCUGGUGCGCAAGGAGCUCGCAGAUGUCUUCCUUGACAUGAUGUCGGGCCGAGAUGUUCUGUGGCAGUACAUCUACCUGUUGAUCGGCCUGAACUGUCCGGUUUGCACCUACCUCCUGGGCGACAUGGGCUUUCCCCCGGACUCGAUGGAAGGCUGGUCUCUGCAUUCGUGGAGAGCCAGAGAGUGCACCAGCUUUUGCCACAUUUUCCUGCAAAUAUUCGCAGCGGUGCAGUUGUUCUCGACAGUGUGGACUCUUGGGGCGAUAUAUCUCAAAGACCAUCAUCGGUGCAUGGCUGCUUUGAUGUUGACCCCCAUCCUGGUCGUCCUGGCGGUGGGGCUAUUCUACUAUCCGUUCCGGCUCAGUUUGGAACUGUCGGUUGACGGCAACUUUCUGCCGCCUCUGGCAGCGGUCGUUCUCGAGGCUCUUGUCCUUGUCGCAUUGAGCUACACGCGCCGAUUGGCCACGGCCUCGUUCACCCGAACGGCACUGGAGAGCGCACUGGAGCUUCAGAACUGGCAGAGUCUCAAGGAGCUGAGCCUGAGGUCAUCGGAGUCGGGGCAGGACGUUCCACCGAGCAUAGUGAACCAUGACGACGUCUUCAGCAUUUGA